AUGGCAACAUUAUCACCGUCCAAGGCUCGCACAACGCCCGGUUGCGGUCCCACUGCAAUCAACCACGAACGGCACUCGCCUCAGCGCGCUGCCCUUAUCCCACGCUCUGCGCUUCCAGAACCUGGUCAGCGAGGUUCCGUCAACAGUUCCCCACACACCGUAUCUUUGUCGGCAGUGCAAGCUAUGCAGGCGUUCAACAGCGACAAUGCACGUGACGGCACAUUUUUGCUGUCUACAGAAGGCCCCCGCCAAGGCUCACGUCACGAAGUCGUUUCGAUGACAAACACUUGCGACUCUGAUGUAGAAACUGUUCAUGGGUCGUCUGAGGCCAGCAUCGACAUCAUCACAGAGCGAGAAACCAUUACAUAUGGAGAUGUGAAGUUUACUAGCCCGCGCAAGCCACUUCCUGCGCAAUGGCUGCCUCCGUCCACCUCGCCAUCUCUUGCGACAGCACAACGAGCAAAAGCUCAUCAUGGCGCGAAGGGGUCCACGAGUGGCUCCCCAGCCGACCGCAAGUCUCUGCGAACUACGCGCAGCUUCAUUGACAUUGGCAAAGCCCACGCGGACGGGGCGUCGUUUCUUACCAAAGAAGCACUCGAUGCUGUUGACGCAAACAUCACGUCUGCGACGCUCCGCCGCAGUCCAAGCAAGAUCCAACGCUCGCCUACGAAGGUGCCCUGGAACAGCCCGACAGUGUCGCCGAAGGUUGGAAGUCUACGCCAGAGCGCUGCAUCGCCUAUAAAGCCAUCACCGCCACGAACGACACAUCUUGGUACCCAUGUGACGGCCGACCAUAGGCGUGCGCCUAGCAGCAUCGUUUCCAGCGGGGCGACUUCGUUUCAUACUGCGCAUGGCUCGCCGGUAAGGAGUCCUGCAUUCUCGCAGAGCAGCUUUUCGUCAGCUGAAAACCUCCUCGACAGCCCACACUCUUACUACUCUGAUACUGUGGCUGAUGUCAUUCUUGAGCAGAUUGACCCCGGCAGCAAGCCGACAAUCAGUACAUCCAGAACAACGACUAGCCUUCGAACACGGGCCUCAAGACCAGAGUUGUCCAUCAGCAUACCACCUCCAGAUACUACAAUCGAUGCCAAGCGGAAGUCCGCUUCUACCCUGGGGUCAGCCACAAGCAGUUCAGGUGCGAGCAUCAUUCAAGGUGAUAGUCCGGAACUUCAGCACCCUGGAGGCCGUCAGCCUCCAGUUUCUGCGACACAGUCAUCCCGCAUUCCCCGCAUGUCUAUCAGCAAAGGUAGCAGUGCCCGUGCUCCUACCUUGAGUUCCACUCUGAAGCAAACAAAGUCAACUCAGGCCUUGCGAUCGCCUAAAACUACAAAUGGAGAAACGGAGUUAAAGCGCGUGACUACCUUCAAGGUCACUGGGGUAAAGUCCAUGCGCCAUGUUCGUACUGUUGACAGUGCAGGCUCUACGCCAAUUCUAUCCGAGCGGCGGAGUCAUAAGUUCAGCAUACCGGCAAGUGUGGCUAGUGUUGCGACAACGGAAACGGAAGCUACAGCGCGCCCUGGCAAUGUCGAUCUGCUCACCUCAUAUCUGCAAGACACAGCACUCGGAGUGCUUGAAUCAGCCGACUGCCUGCCUGUAUCAUCUACAACAUCCAGAGCGACCAGCACUUCUACUGUCAGAGCGCCUCAGACUGACAGCGGGUCCGUGAUAAUGGAUAUGGCUGCCACCUAUAGUCACAGAAAGCCAGAUGACCCAGGCAACGUCCACUCGAGCGAUGCAGAUGACGAGUAUGACGAUACUACAACAUCUGUGCCAGGCUCAAGAGACAGCCUACAGAACGCUUCACCGACUCGGGGUCGAAGCGCGCAGUACAAUCCCAGCGUCCGUCGCGCAACCACCAGCGAGAUAUCGAUGCAGUCUAGUUCGACGUCGGACUUGCGUGCCACUGCAGUAGAGUUCGUGCCAGCUCGAAAAGACACUUCGGAAAACGUUGAAGCCCUCCAGACUCCUGCUUUUCCCGACAUGUAUGCUCUGGAUGGCUAUGGUAUUCCUUGGUUCUAUCAUAUGUAUCCAGCGCCAUGGCUAUUUCCUUCGAUAUACGCCAAAGGCCGGUCGUCGAAAUCGCCGAAGAAGUUUCGACCCAAGAAGCAGCGCUCAACUUUGAGCUCCCCGGUUGAUGAUCAGCAAGGUCAGCAUGAUGUGCUCCCUUCCAUCGAGACAGAGAUGAUGGAAAGCGCGACAAACGCGGCUUCUUGCGAGCCAGAUGGGUCCAGCGUGAAUGCUCCAUCGCCUAAUGUUCAGAAAUCUACGGCGGCGCCAGGCAACAUGUCUGUACCAGGUGUCGCGGCCUAUGUGAAAGCCUCCGCAGCUCCGUUCUCCACGCAAUUCGACAUGAUCGCUCGCCAAGCUGCUCUUCAAACCAGCACCAAUGCUAUGCGUCCCCGCCAGAUUGACCUGACAACCAUACGCAACGUUCCCGCGCAGGAUGUUGAGCACCAGGGCCAUAUCCAAGGCUACAACACAAUGCCUUCUCGACGUCGCAAUCAACGUCAAGCUGGCAAUGGACUGUAUGGCGGUCGCAGUAACGUCGGUGUACCUCUCUACGCAACUGCGCCCUUCCCUAACCCCGUUCCGCCAAUGGGGCGCCCCUCUGAACAUUCUCGCAGCGACCCCAAGCCAUAUGUUGGGUACGCCGUCGGUACUCAGGCUUGCGACACGAUUGAGAUUGAGAAGGCAGCUGAGCACGGUGGUGGCCAGGCCUGCAACACUUGUGAGCCAGACCAUUAGAGUACCUCGAGGAAGUUCUUUUGGAGUAGCAAUCGCGGAUUUGGAGAGCCGGAUAAGACUUAUUGGUAUCGGAUGCAUGCUUCCAAAAUAUAGUCACUGGACUUCGGGAGUGUGGUUUUGUGUAAGGUUAGAGUUGACAUUCGUUUGGUCAUGAUUGUAUUGGAUAGGUG
This is a messenger RNA of Macroventuria anomochaeta, 2915 nucleotides long. RefSeq lists its product as uncharacterized. The transcript is spliced from 4 exons. NCBI's taxonomy places the organism in Eukaryota, Fungi, Ascomycota, Dothideomycetes, Pleosporales, Didymellaceae. Bases 1 to 2745 code for a protein of 914 amino acids. The record is from RefSeq and is a predicted model, not a curated record.